Molecule: messenger RNA, 783 nt
Organism: Ricinus communis (castor bean)
Lineage: Eukaryota; Viridiplantae; Streptophyta; Magnoliopsida; Malpighiales; Euphorbiaceae
Product: protein CURVATURE THYLAKOID 1C, chloroplastic
Exons: 7
Coding region: 185-625 (146 amino acids)
Cellular component (GO): thylakoid; chloroplast thylakoid membrane
Source: RefSeq, a predicted model, not a curated record
UACAUGGUUCUGACUCACUAGUUACGCUACAUAUGUCCACACUAGAACAAAACCUCCUCGUUCUCAGUGGGGUUAGUACUCUCGCAGCCUCCUUGCCACAAGCUAAACAUCUGUGUGGUGAUUAUUGCUCGACUUAGUAUCUCUGCGGCAAUCAAAGAGGUAGUUGCACUUGUACAUAAAAAACAUGGCUUCCAUUGUCGCAAACUUGCCUGCUCCAGCACUGCUGGUGCCUUCUAGAACUACCCUUUUCAGGACUCCUCAAAAAGGCCCAGUUUUUCCACUUAAAGAGACACAGAAUCGUGUUGCUGUUGUCAUGAAGGCUGCUGGGGAAAGCUCCGAAUCAUCAUCCUCACUCAGCAUUGUUAAGUCUGUUAAGAAUGUUUGGGACAGCUCUGAAGAUCGAUGGGCCAUUGGUGGUCUGGGGUUUGCAGCUAUUGUAGGAGUAUGGGCAUCAGCAAAUCUUGUAUCGGCUGUUGACAAGUUGCCGCUCAUUCCAAGUGUGCUAGAACUUAUUGGUAUUCUUUACUCUUCGUGGUUUAUUUAUCGAUAUCUCCUAUUCAAACCUGACCGCGAAGAGCUAUUCCAGAUUAUCAACAAGUCAGUCUCUUCCAUUUUGGGGCAAUGAAUCAUUCUGCCAAAGGCAAUUGAGAUUGUAUUCUAAGAUCAUAGGGCUUCUCUAUAGUUAUGCAUCAUGUGGAAAUGAACACUUGACUGAUAUUUCAUUUGGUGGGUUUAAAUUUCUGAUGCAUCAAGUAAAAUCAAUUCUAACUUCCUCCUUUCUCA